GCACUUGGACUGCACCGAGCGCUUUAAGAUAAAAAAGUCGAGAUUCGAUUGGAAGGGCGUCUCGCGUUAUAUAAAGAGUGGGUAUCGCUGCUCGAACUUUAUUUGAAUUUCUGCGUUAGCUGCCUUGACGAUGUUGGGCGCAAAACAAGUGGGCGUUCUGGCGCUGCUCGCCGCGCUCGCGAUCAAUUCUUCGCAUCAGCAAGGAUGCGAGCCUUCCAUUACGCGAACGAACAAGGGUGGCACCGUCUGCAAAGGAGCGCUCGUUUUCAGCGAUGAGUUUGAUACCCUCGACCUGGACACGUGGCAACACGAAAUUACCCUGGCUGGUGGAGGAAACUGGGAAUUCCAAAUGUACUACAACAACAGGUCCAACAGCUACGUCAAAGACAGCAAAUUGUUCAUUAAGCCGGGCUUGACUUCUGACCAGUACGGAGAGGCGUUCCUGUCCUCAGGUGUGCUCAAUCUGCACAACGGCAAUCCCGCCGACCAAUGCACCAACCCAGCGUUCUUUGGCUGCGAGCGGUCCGGCAACCCCAGCAACCUCCUCAACCCCAUCAAAUCAGCUAGGCUGCGCACGGCCAACUCUUUCACCUUCCAGUACGGACAGGUGGAGGUCCGAGCGAAAAUGCCCGCUGGAGACUGGCUCUGGCCAGCUGCGUGGUUGCUGCCGGCCAAGAACGCCUACGGCACGUGGCCCGCGUCCGGCGAAAUUGACAUCACCGAGUCCAGGGGCAACCUGAACCUGGUGCUGGACGGAAAGAACAUCGGCACCGAGAUGACAGGCGCCACUCUGCACUUUGGCCCCUACGUCGAGGCGAACGCGUACGAAACGGCGCACUUUGAGAAGAACACAGCGGCCGGACAGGGCUACGACAAGGAUUUCCACAACUUCCAGCUGGAGUGGACCCCUGACUUCAUUAGGUUCGGAGUCGACGGAGAAGAAAUCGGCAGAAUUGAUCCCGGCCCAGGCGGAUUCUGGGAGUACGGAGGAUUUGCUGCCAACUUGCCCGGAGUCGAGAAUCCCUGGAGGUUCGGCACAAAGAUGGCUCCCUUUGACCAGCAGUUCUUCAUCGUGCUGAACGUUGCCACAGGCGGCGUCGCGUAUUUCCCAGACACAGCCCAGAACCCAGGUGGAAAGCCUUGGGUGAACACCUCGCCCACGGCGGCGGCCGACUUCUGGAACGGACGCGGCCAGUGGUUGCCCACCUGGAACCUGGAUGUGAACGACGCAGAGUCUGCUGCCAUGCAGAUCGAUUACGUCAAAGUCUGGGCGCUGUGAGAGAGAAACACCCGCACAUAUACACACACAGCACUCUAACACACACUUCCGCCAGCGGAAGACUGUAAAGCUCGUCUAACAAUAAUAAAUAUUCCAUUCAUAAGCUG
Cloeon dipterum is the source of this 1386-nucleotide messenger RNA. Its product is annotated as beta-1,3-glucan-binding protein-like. Gene Ontology annotation, molecular function: hydrolase activity, hydrolyzing O-glycosyl compounds. Bases 131 to 1279 code for a protein of 382 amino acids. The record is from RefSeq and is a predicted model, not a curated record. NCBI's taxonomy places the organism in Eukaryota, Metazoa, Arthropoda, Insecta, Ephemeroptera, Baetidae. Gene Ontology annotation, biological process: carbohydrate metabolic process. The transcript is spliced from 8 exons.